AUACCCCACCCCCUCUUUCACCCACCCCACACUCUCCGUCUUCUUCUCGCCGGUGAAAUUCACCUGGAAAUCCUCUCUUUCUCUGAUCCAAUCCUCUACUGAAAUCACGGCAGAUUUCAUUAACUUGAGUAUUUUUUAAAAAAAAAUUGUAAUAAAAAAGAAAAAAAUUGUAAGAAGUUCUAUGGGCGAAGAAGUGAAAAUCACCGGCGGUGAUGCUUUCGCCGGGGACGAUAACCGUGUUCUCGAGUGGGAAGACGGACUUCCGAGUCUCGACGAUCUAACGCCGUUAUCUCAGGCGUUAAUCCCACCGGAACUCGCGUCGGCGUUCAAAAUAUCGCCGGAGCCGGCGAAGACGAUGACCGACGUCAAUCGUGCUUCGGAGAACACGUUCUCGUCUCUCCGAGGCAGUGGACCGUUGCAACAAUUACACAUUCUGUCCUCACCGGAAACGGAUCCGACGGAAAACGGAUCGGAUCCGAGGAAGACCCGAAGGAUUGACCCGGAGAUGUUAGACGCGGAUUCAGCAUUACUGAGGAAUGAGAAUUGUGGAGGAGGAGAUGAUAGUAAUAAUAAUUCAGCGUCUAAGACGCUGAACAAGCGGCCGCGACUCGUGUGGACGCCGCAGCUGCACAAGAGAUUCGUGGACGUGGUGGCUCAUUUAGGGAUAAAAAAUGCGGUGCCAAAGACGAUUAUGCAGUUAAUGAACGUGGAAGGAUUAACGCGGGAAAAUGUUGCAAGCCAUUUGCAGAAGUAUAGGUUGUACUUGAAGAGAAUGCAAGGGCUGUCAAAUGAGGGGCCCACUUCUUCCGAUCAUUUAUUCGCGUCCACACCCGUGCCACAGAGUCUGCAGCAGUCCGGUGGUAAUGGCCAUAACAGUAAUGGUCAUAAUAGUAAUGGUCAUAAUGGUAAUGGUCAUGCGCAGAUGCCAAUGCCUAUGCCAAUGCCAAUGAUGUAUCCCCCACAAAUGGUGCCAAUGCCUAUGAUGGGAAUUUCAGGACAUGGACAUGGACAUGGGUUUCAUCAUCAGUAUAAUAUGGGGGCACAACAACGAGACUGGUCUGGAAAUAAAUUUGGUUCUUAUCAUCAUGUUGCUCCUAGUGAAAAAUAGCUAUAGUAGACAAGAAAAAAGAGGGUUGGUUACUGGAUUGGUCCAUCAGGAAGAUUCUCACUUGGUGGAUUGCAAACUAGGAAUUCCAGUUAGUAUCAUUUAGGCUUUUUUUACUUGUUUAGAUUUGGUAGAUUUAUAGGGACAAAAAUUUCAUAAAUUGCUCUAAAUUUCAUAAAUUGCUCUAAAUUUCUUAGAGCAUAUUGGCCUAAGAUGAGUUUAAAUGGAGUAACAUGGUCAGUGAGGAUUCAUACGGCCAACCCCAUCUUAUUUGGGAAUAAGGCAAACUAGUAGUAGUUGCUCUAAAUUUCUUAGAGCCAUGUCAUUUUUGGUUGUAGCUUCUUAUUCUGCAAGGAGCUUAAUACAUAAUUAGAGAACAAGAUAGACUUGUUGUUUCGAUCACACUUUUCUUGAAAGAUAGUACAAUAAUUUCGGAUUCUCUUUUUCCUUUUCUAUUAGUAACUAUUGUAGUGCAUCUUUUGGUGUGCUUAUGGAUUUAUUAUACAAAAUUGAGGGCAAAACCAGGAUUUUCCUAGAAGUAGGUGUAUACGCUAUAGGAGUGACUUCUUACUCUUCAUCUUUUUUACCACUUGCUUUUUUGGUUGAUUGCAGAUUUUAUUUUUGGGUCCCAAAAACUAUGACAAAAAAGAAAACUAGUUCUAAGAAUUUGCGGGCCAUUAUAGCAUUUUAUCUAGCUGUUAGUGUUGGGUGAAAUAUUAUGAGUUCUGGAAGUGGAUUUUUGCUGAAAUACCUAUUUUAAUUUCUAUAGCUGCUGAAAACUUCUUUUGUCCUCCUCUUGAAAUUGAUGCAAACUAAGAGUGAUGGUCAACUAAGAAAAUAUAAUGCAUUUUCAGCGCCACAACCACCACUUCAAUGGAGGAAAUCAACCCGUUCUAAUUUUGUAAUAAGCUAGUAAGAAGGGUAGCAUGGUGUACAAAGCAUCCCGCGCUCACGCAGGAUCCGGGGAAGGGAAGGGCCGCACCCCCAGGGGUGUGAUGUAGACAUCCUACCCCAAUGCAAGAGUUAGUGGCUGUUUCCACUGCUCGAACCCAUGACCUGUAGGUCACACGGAGGCAACUUUACCGUUGCUCAAAGGCUCCCCUUCUGUAAUAAGCUAGUGUAAAGCAAAGAAAUCUCUUAAUUUUAUCCUCCAACAUAUUUUAGCAGUAACUAUCAUAACACCUUGAGUGAAAUCAUUUUCUUGCGAUCAUAUUUAUUUUUGCAUUCUAGAAAUAUUUCUGCUGUAUCUAUUGUGAUGAUCUACCACAAUAGACUCAAUAAUGUAUUAGGAACGUUGUCAGCUUCUCUAACAUGGUUAUAUGAAGCUUUAUCCUUCUUCGCCCAGUUUAAAGCCAUAUUUACUUUCUAUAACAGAAUACUUGAUUGUACCAUAUGUAAUUGGCCGACUUCAUAUCUCCUAAAUUAUUGUGCUUUCUUCAAGUUGAGUAACAAUUAAAAACAUUUCAUUUGGUUGCGUUUUCUCUGAGGUGGCUUUAGGUUUCCCAAAACACCUAGAUAAUCUACUACCCUGUUUCCCUUGUAAUAAUGAACAUGAUAUGAAAUUCUUUGGGAGGACCCAGUAACUCAAUGUCUUAUUUGCCCUUACUAAAUUAAUCAAUUUUUGUGGGGCAUAUAUAUUUUUUAACCAUCUAUUUUAUGAGUGAAAUCAUAUGGUAUUAAAUUUUGAGAAGCUUUGAUGAAUAUCUUUUGUGCACCACUUGGUUCACAAUUUCACUAGACCUCAAGUAACUUCUCAGGUAACGUUGCUCGUGCUUGAAGCCUUCUAUUUAUAUGUGUGCCCUUUUCCCCGUUUCGAUAUAUAUAUAUGUAUAUGUCUAUGUGAAUGUGUCUUGUACUUUUCCUUUCUUUAAGCUAGUUAAAAGAAGCAACAGUGGGUAGGUAAAGUUCUGCUGAUUAUUGUAAGAUGCUGCAUUGCACCUUCUUCAGUACUUUCUCUUAUUUUUUCUCGUCCUUCAAAGUGUUAAAUGGGAUAUCUUUUAUAUGCAACUUCUAUUGCUUUGAAACUCCGCCUAUGUGAGCUUUGCAAAGCAUAGCCGGUCCCAAGCCCGGAUAAAGGAGGAGGGUUGCUGGGCAACAUUAAACUAAUGUAACUAGGAAGAAUCUCUGAGUACUCUAGAUGACUCCAGCUAAACCAGAUGUUAUUCGUCUUCCUGCUUUAGUCGAAACUUUCAUGUGGGUGCAAUGAAUCAUAGCUCAUGGAACUAAUGGGGAAUUUGAAAUGAUUUUGAUAAAUUGUGGAGUUUGAAACUUUUUUGUAAACUAACGACUUUUGAUGGUGGCUGAUUAGAAAAUGAGUGGAAGUUGAUAUCCUUUCUUCUCGUUCUUGUAGGUCAUUCUAGAUUGAUGCAGGCAUCAAUGUUGUCCACACUAUGCCUCCCCCAAUUCCAUGGGAGAUGGUUUUUCUUUAAUUUUCUUUAACUUUAUUAACUACUUGAUUCUGUUUGUUUUGCCUGAAUAUCAUGAUGUUCCUUUACUAUCUAAUAAAUGUAUCGUGGUUCGGUUUCCGCUUGUUUAUUGAUGAACAUUAAAUGUAUUGCUUUGGUUAAUAAUUGAACAGCCCAAGUUUCUUUCAGAUUAAACUUAGUUGGCUUUCCUAAUUGUGUUUCUGGUGCUGUAGUUUCUCUUUCUUCUUACAACUCAUCUUUCUCCUUGUAUCUGCUAUGCGUCACUAUGAGUGCAUGUAUUAGCAACUCUCCUGUUAGGUGGGAGAGGCAACGAAUUUCAUGCUUUUUAGCGCUGAAAGCACCAGUCACCACCUUCGUAUAGCACAGGUUUUUAGACAAUUUCAGAAAACAUCUUUGUGCAGGUAUAAAAGACUACUGCUCCAGGUGCACACUCAAAGAGUGGUACUAAAGAAAUUCUUUUAAUUCUCUUUGCGAAAUAUACUGUCCCUAUGUUUCUUGUUCUUGUCAGAUGGUAACUGGCUCACUCAGGUGUUCUUUAUCUUCUGAUUAUUUGGUAGCAGAUCCUGUAUGGAUAGUUGCUUAUUUUUUAUUGUCGGAAACAUAGCUUUGCUUAUCAUGUGUACUGUGUACGAUGAAGUAUAAUGUCUACAAUUUGUGCUUGCUCUGCUAUUCUGUGGAUGUGCCAAUCUUCGUACAUAGAUUAUGAACUAGUAUAAUAGAAUCCUGUGUCCAUUUGUUUUCUUGAUUACUUCCAUUUGCCUUGUUCUUAUGCUCUGGAUGGACAGAAACCGUAUUUUUGAACUUGACUGUAGGUAUGGAAUCAUCUCCAUACUGUGAAGUUCAUCGAGCAAUGGACUAUAGGAAAUCGCGAGUCACAACUGUACUCCAAAGAAGUCAAAAGAGCAACGUGGUUUGUUUCAUCCGUCAAUUACAGAGGGUUUUUGCAAUUUAAUCUCAUUCUAUCUUUGCUGGAUAGAUAUUGCUCCUGCACAAGGAUCAAAAGUCUCACAUUCUUGUAACUUAUUUCGAAUCAGUGGUUUAACUGA
Nicotiana attenuata is the source of this 4577-nucleotide messenger RNA. Its product is annotated as transcription factor LUX-like. Gene Ontology annotation, molecular function: DNA-binding transcription factor activity; DNA binding. Gene Ontology annotation, biological process: regulation of DNA-templated transcription. The coding region runs from base 182 to 1108 and encodes 308 amino acids. Lineage: Eukaryota; Viridiplantae; Streptophyta; Magnoliopsida; Solanales; Solanaceae. The transcript is spliced from 2 exons. The record is from RefSeq and is a predicted model, not a curated record. Gene Ontology annotation, cellular component: nucleus.